GAGGCCCGGUGGAAUACUCAGACAUAUAGGUGCCCUUUCUUUUCGUGAGUGUGUGUUUUUGUAAUGCGUGUUCCAUCGGCUGCUCCGGGUUUGUUCUGUAGCCAUGGGAGAGACGGGUUAUAACUGCCAAGUCAAGCAGGGGCGCCAGCGGGAUAUUUUGGCUGCCUUUUAAACCGGGUCUCGGAGUGUGAAGAACUACUAGCGUCAGCGCGGGCGAAGGAGCAUCACGCCGUAAUUGGAUUUUUAAAAAUUAUUUAAAGCCCCUCGAGUAAAAUACAAGGAUCAAGCGGGAGAAGUAAUAAUAAUCCGUUUAACUCUAACCUAAAUCCCAGGUUUUAAGGGGCUGAGCAGCCAGGCGGGAAUCUGAGCCAGUUAAGUUGCCACGGAGGGACUUUGUACACGACUUCGCUGGAUUUCUGAUUCUCCGGCCCCCACCAAGGAAACUUUGAAUGAAGAUAUCUAUAGAAACAUGCCUCUCUGUUUCCCCUCUCCGGACUGAUUUCGCGGCGGAAAGAAAAGAGAGACUCCCCGCGCGAUUUUCCAGCAGGUACUCUUGGGACAGAGCGCUGUAAGUGUGCGCGAGGUGAAGAGGCUUGUUCUGGGAAGGAGUGGGGCUGAUUUGGGGCUUGCCGCUCUGGAGAAGGAUUAUUAUCCAGCCCUUGGCCAGCGAUCAACGAGAGAGCCGGUUUAGCAAGCGAUCCGCCCCCUUUCACCUCCCCCACCCAAGAGCAGGCGGCUGGGAGAGCAGAGCCAGCGCCGCCGCCGCUGCCGUGUGACCCCUUUCCCUGCUCGCCCUUGGGGGCCCGAUGCCUUUGGAGCAAAGCGCCUCUCGGCUGUGAAGACCUCCCUCCGUCCCGCCCGCCCGCCCGCCUUCCCUUCCUUGCUGUCGCCCGUCGUGUGUGACUGUUUUGUUUUUCUGGCUGCCUGCUGUGUCGGAUCAUGGGUCGGGGAGCGGCGGCGGCAGCAGCAGCAGCGACGAAAUCCACCGCUUCUUGGGGCCUGGUGGUCUUCCUGAGCACCCUUUGGGGGACCCCCUUGGGCUCCGGGGCGCAGCCCUACCACGGCGAGAAAGGGAUCUCGGUGCCGGACCACGGCUUCUGUCAGCCCAUUUCCAUCCCGCUCUGCACGGACAUCGCCUACAACCAGACCAUCCUGCCCAACCUGCUGGGGCACACCAACCAGGAGGAUGCCGGGCUGGAGGUCCACCAGUUCUACCCGCUGGUGAAAGUGCAGUGCUCGCCGGAGCUGCGCUUCUUCCUGUGCUCCAUGUACGCGCCCGUCUGCACCGUCCUGGAGCAGGCUAUCCCGCCCUGCCGGUCCCUCUGCGAGCGGGCGCGCCAAGGCUGCGAGGCCCUCAUGAACAAGUUUGGCUUCCAGUGGCCCGAGCGCCUCCGCUGCGAGAACUUCCCCGUGCACGGCGCAGGCGAGAUCUGCGUGGGCCAGAACACCUCGGACACCUCCGGCGGGGGUGGAGGAGGUGGCGGCACAGGGGGCCCCGGGGGAGCGACCGCCUACCCCACCCCUUACCUGCCUGAUCCCCCCUCCCACCCUCUGCCUCCCACCAGCUACGCUUUCUCCUGCCCCCGCCAGCUCAAAGUGCCCCCUUACCUGGGCUACCGCUUUCUGGGCGAGCGGGACUGUGGUGCCCCCUGCGAGCCAGGCCUUCCCAACGGGCUGAUGUACUUCAAGGAGACGGAGGUCCGCUUUGCCCGACUCUUGGUGGGCAUCUGGUCGGUGCUUUGCUGUGCCUCCACCCUCUUCACGGUGCUGACCUACCUGGUGGACAUGAGGCGCUUCAGCUACCCGGAGAGGCCCAUCAUCUUCCUCUCGGGCUGCUACUUCAUGGUGGCGGUCGCCUACGUGGCGGGCUUCUUGCUGGAGGACAAGGUGGUGUGCGUGGAGCGUUUUUCCGAGGAUGGCUACCGCACCGUGGUGCAGGGGACCAAGAAGGAAGGCUGCACCAUCCUCUUCAUGAUCCUCUACUUCUUUGGCAUGGCCAGCUCCAUUUGGUGGGUCAUCCUCUCCCUCACCUGGUUCCUGGCGGCCGGCAUGAAGUGGGGCCACGAGGCCAUUGAGGCCAACUCUCAGUAUUUCCACCUGGCCGCCUGGGCAGUGCCUGCCGUCAAGACCAUCACCAUCCUAGCGAUGGGGCAGGUGGAUGGGGACGUGCUCAGCGGCGUCUGCUACGUGGGCAUCUACAGUGUGGACGCCCUGCGCGGCUUCGUGCUGGCCCCGCUCUUCGUCUACCUCUUCAUCGGCACCUCCUUCCUGCUGGCCGGCUUUGUCUCCCUCUUCCGCAUCCGGACCAUCAUGAAGCACGAUGGCACCAAGACGGAGAAGCUGGAGAAGCUCAUGGUGAGGAUCGGGAUCUUUAGCGUCCUGUACACUGUGCCGGCCACCAUCGUGCUAGCCUGCUAUUUCUACGAGCAGGCCUUCCGGGACUCUUGGGAGAAAACCUGGCUGUUGCAGACCUGCAAGAGCUAUGCCAUCACUUGCCCCACCAACUUUGCCCCCAUGAGCCCUGACUUCACUGUCUUUGUCAUCAAGUACCUCAUGACCAUGAUUGUGGGCAUCACCACGGGCUUCUGGAUUUGGACGGGCAAAACCCUCCAGUCCUGGCGGCGCUUUUACCAUAGGCUCAGCACAGGGAGCAAAGGGGAGACCGCUGUAUGAGGGUUUCCCAAGGCUGCCCUUGCUUCUGGUAGAGAAGACAUUAUUAGAAGGAAGUGGAGUGAGGCGGGGGGGGGUUCCUCCAAACUCUGCCUUUUUCUUUCUACCAACAGGUACAGUUGACAUGCAAAGAACAUUCUGACUUGGCUUUCCCGACUGCCAAGUUGAAGAGCCCAAAACAAGUGUCCUUCUUAAGACUGCUCUUGGGGACAGUACAUUUCUUGCUCUUGAAUGGAGAUCAAAUGGUGGGGGGAGACUCUUC
Hemicordylus capensis (graceful crag lizard) is the source of this 2932-nucleotide messenger RNA. It is a transcript of the gene FZD7, whose product is annotated as frizzled class receptor 7. Bases 940 to 2673 code for a protein of 577 amino acids. The transcript has 2 exons. Gene Ontology annotation, cellular component: plasma membrane. Gene Ontology annotation, molecular function: Wnt receptor activity; Wnt-protein binding. NCBI's taxonomy places the organism in Eukaryota, Metazoa, Chordata, Lepidosauria, Squamata, Cordylidae. The record is from RefSeq and is a predicted model, not a curated record. Gene Ontology annotation, biological process: non-canonical Wnt signaling pathway; canonical Wnt signaling pathway.